Messenger RNA from Arabis nemorensis, 267 nucleotides. The record is from the annotation of a GenBank genome assembly. Lineage: Eukaryota; Viridiplantae; Streptophyta; Magnoliopsida; Brassicales; Brassicaceae.
AUGGAUAGGGCUGGGGUGGAUAUUCUCAUAUUCAUAUUCCCAAGGAAAGACACAAGUGAACCAACCCUUAGCACGAUCGAUCAAGGCUCACAGGUUGAGUCUUACGUCAGCUCACCAUUGAUGGUCAAGGCCCUAGCAAUGCGGAUGGCCCUCUUCAAAACCAGAACCGUAGGAAUAUCGAAGAUCUGCAUCUACUCGGACUGUCAAUUGCACCUCAGAGCGGUGGCCUCCCAUAAUGCAAGCGGAGAGAUUUUUGGAAUCCUCUAA